AGCCUCAGUCAGCACUCACACUUUACAAACCAUCAGAUAGUACAUACAAAAGAUAUACCCCAUAACUGCUCUGACUGUGGGAAAAGCUUCAGUAGUAGCUCACACCUUGUUAGACAUAGGAUGAACCAUACAGAAGGGAAACCCUUCAGCUGCUCUGACUGCAAGAAAAGCUUCAGGCAGAAGUCAAACCUUGUUAACCAUAGGAGGACCCACACAGGAGAGAAACCUUUCAAUUGCUCUGUCUGUGGGAAAAACUUCAGUAGCAGCUCACACCUUGUUAGACAUAGGAUGAACCAUACAGAAGGGAAACCCUUCAGCUGCUCUGACUGCAAGAAAAGCUUCAGGCAGAAGUCAAACCUUGUUAACCAUAGGAGGACCCACACAGGAGAGAAACCUUUCAAUUGCUCUGACUGCGGGAAAAGCUUCCGUCAAAAUCCACAUCUUGUUAAACACAGGAGGACCCACACAGGAGAGAAACCUUUCAAUUGCUCUGACUGCGGGAAAAGCUUCCGUCAAAAUCCACAUCUUGUUAAACACAGGAGGACCCACACAGGAGAGAAACCUUUCAAUUGCUCUGACUGUGGGAAAAGUUUCAGUCGGAAGUCAAACCUUGUUACCCAUAAGAGGACCCACACAAGAAAGAAACCUUUCAGUUGCUCUGACUGUGGGAAAGACUUCAAUAGAAGUUUAGACUUUGUUGCCCAUAGGAGGAUCCACAUAAGAGAGAGACUUUUCAGUUGCUCUGACUGUGGGAAAAGCUUCAGGAAGAGCUCAAACCUUGUUAGACAUAGGAGGAGACACACAGGAGAGAAACCUUUCCAUUGCUCUGACUGUGAGAAAAACUUCAGUAGGAGCUCAGACCUUGUUAGACAUAGGAUGAACCACACAGGAGAGAAACCCUUCAGUUGCUCUGACUGCAGGAAAAGCUUCAUUAGCAGCUCAGACUAUGUUGCCCAUAGGAGGAGCCACACAGGAGAGAAACCUUUCAAUUGCUCUGACUGUGGGAAAAGCUUCAGUCGGAAGUCAAACCUUGUUACCCAUAAGAGGAUCCACACAAAGAAACGUUUCAAUUGCUCUGACUGUGGGGAAAACUUCAGUAGCAGCUCACACCUUGUUAGACAUAGGAUGAACCACACAGGAGAGAAACCCUUCAGCUGCUCUGUCUGCAAGAAAAGCUUCAAGCAGAAGUCAAACCUUGUUAAGCAUAGACGGACCCACACAGGAGAGAAACCUUUCAAUUGCUCUGACUGUGGGAAAAGCUUCAGUCAGUGCUCCUGCGUUACUAGCCAUCAGAUAAUCCAUACAAGUGAGUCACCUUGUAACAGCUCUGAUUGAAGCCUUUUCUGCAAACAGGUCAGACUUUGUUAAAUAUAAGACAACCCACAGAGGGAAGAAAACCCUUCAGUUGCUCUGACU
Pelodiscus sinensis (Chinese soft-shelled turtle) is the source of this 1416-nucleotide messenger RNA. Lineage: Eukaryota; Metazoa; Chordata; Testudines; Trionychidae. The record is from RefSeq and is a predicted model, not a curated record.